Messenger RNA from Maudiozyma saulgeensis, 1338 nucleotides. The record is from the annotation of a GenBank genome assembly. NCBI's taxonomy places the organism in Eukaryota, Fungi, Ascomycota, Saccharomycetes, Saccharomycetales, Saccharomycetaceae.
AUGUUUGUUUCACCUCCACCAACCUAUCUGAUUAGGCAGUCCUCACAUAAGAAACAAUCUAAAAGGAGAGAUGCACAAUUUAACGAUCAAGAUAUUAAUAGUAAUUAUGAUGGUUCAUCUUCAAUAAAUUCGAAUACUUCAAAUAUUAAUAAUAAUGAAGAAGAACAACCGCAACAAGCAUUUCAUAUUCCUUCUUUAGCAAGAAAAGAAGCAAAUUUUGUUAGUGCACCAACAGAAUACGCCGAUAGAGCAAGAGUUGAAAUUAGAAAACGUUUACUACAACAAUCUCCAAAUAGCAAGAAUUUAGAAAAAAUUAAAUCUCACCAAUCUUCAUCUAAUUCAUCAAUACAACAACAACAUUCGAUAGAUAAUGAAAGUAUAUUUUCAGAUAAUGCUUCAUCAUAUCAAUCAAGUAUAUUUUCUGCACCAAAUACAGUACAGACACAAAAUUCUGAUAAUAGUCUCUUAUCACAUCAACAACAAAAAUUUGUUACUCAUAUGACUUUAGAAGAAGCUUUACCAAAGACAUUUUUCGAUAUGUAUGCACCAGAAUUAUUUACACAGGAUCCAUCUAAAAUUUUAUAUAAUGGAAGACCAACUUUUACUAAGAGAGAAUUAUUAGAUUGGGAUUUAAAUGAUAUUAGAUCAUUAUUAAUAAUAGAUCAAUCAAGACCCGAAUGGGGUAAUAAAUUACCAGAAAUUAUUACUAAUGAAAGUAAUUUGCCAAAUUUUAGAUUUAUACUAUUACCAUUAUGUUCGACAGAUGAAUUUAUUAUUAAUAUUUUAGUUAAUUCUGAUUUAUACAUCGAAGCUAAUUUAGAUUAUGAAUUUAAAUUAACAAGUGCGAAGUAUACUGUAGCGGCAGCAAGAAAGAGACAUGAACAAAUGACAGGACAAAAUGAGUUAAUGAUGAAUUUAUCAAAACCUGAAUGGAGAAAUAUUAUUGAAAAUUAUUUAUUAAAUAUCGCUGUUGAAGCUCAAUGUAGAUUUGAUUUUAAACAACAAUGUUCAGAUUUUAAAAAAUGGAAAAUUCAACAAACAAACUUAAAGAAACCUGAUAUGCCUCCACCAAGUGUAAUUCCAAUGUCUAUGCAUCAACGUAAUGGAGCAGGAUCUAAUACUUUAUUAAAGAAAGCAUUAAUGAAAAAUAUGCAAAUGAAAAAUAUUCAACAACAACAACAGAAUAGUAUAGAUAAUACCUUACUCACGGGAAAUAAUUCAGUUCCCGUACAAAAAGUCUCUUUAACAAAAGAAGAAAAAGCUAGUAUAUGGUCACAUUGUCAAGCUCAAGUUUAUCAACGUCUUGAUUUAGAUUGGAAACCAGAUGGCGUCAGGUGA